Helicoverpa zea (corn earworm) is the source of this 1667-nucleotide messenger RNA. Its product is annotated as facilitated trehalose transporter Tret1-2 homolog. Gene Ontology annotation, cellular component: membrane. The record is from RefSeq and is a predicted model, not a curated record. The transcript has 3 exons. The coding region runs from base 1 to 1530 and encodes 509 amino acids. Gene Ontology annotation, molecular function: transmembrane transporter activity. NCBI's taxonomy places the organism in Eukaryota, Metazoa, Arthropoda, Insecta, Lepidoptera, Noctuidae. Gene Ontology annotation, biological process: transmembrane transport.
AUGAAGCAAAAUAGCACAGGACGUAUCGAACAAAUCAAUCAAGUAGACUGUUCAGAACAAAGGAUAUUUUUCUGGGUACCAUUUUUGAGGCAGCUAUACGUAUGCACAGUAUGCUCAUCAAUAUUUUUUAUGUUGGGAUUAUGUUUCGGCGCACCGAUAGUCUUCAUACCACAGUUGAGGAAGAACGCGAAUUCUACCAGUGAACCCUUAACGGAAGACAUGGCAUCAUGGUUAACAUCCGUUCUGGGUUACUGUUCAAUACCAUGGGUGAUUAUCCUGCCAAUACUCGCUCAGCAUAUUGGAAGGAAGAUACCAUUCUUAAUAGUAACAAUGGUGACAUUUGUCAGCUUCAUAGUUUUCUACUGCAGUACGAGUCCGAUGCAUCUUUUGAUCAGCGAAAUACUACAAGGUGUUACACUUGCCAGUAACAUGACAGUCCUCAUCGUUAUAAUCGUGGAAUACUCCUCACCUAGACAUAGGGGGGUGUUUCUGACGAUAGAAUCCUCGAUUUUCUAUUGGGGAGUGUGGAUUGCAAACGUGACUGGAACCUUUAGUCACUGGAGGAACAUCGCUAUAAUUGCUUUUGUGUGCUGUCUGUAUUCCUUGACCGCGAUCAUUAUGCCCGAGUCACCAUCGUGGUUAGCUAUGAACGGGCGCUUUGAGGAAUGCGCCAAAGCGCAUCGCUGGCUAAAAGGACAUCACAAAGAAUCGGAAGAUGAACUUGAAAGUCUCAUAAAAUCUCAAAAAGAAUAUCGAAAAAAAUGUGCUGAACGUUUAAAAACAACUUCGUGGUAUAGUAGAUAUCGAAUUAUUAAAGAGACCAUGUCUGCUAAGGGUUUUUAUCAACCACUUUUGCUUUCACUGAGUCUUGUAUCUUUGUACCAUUUUUCUGGGAAAUUAGUGUGUACCAUGUACGCUGUAGAUUUGAUUAGUUCCAUUACUGCUAGUGAGUCUGCAGCAUAUACCGGAAUGCUCAUUUUAGAUGCCGUGACAAUACUCGGCAUGCAAAUCGGUUGUGUUUUAUCAAAGUUAGUCAAUAGAAGAACAUUGUUGUUGUCUUCAUCAGUCAUAGGUAUAUUUUUCUUGUUUUUUAUGUCUCUUUAUCUGUAUCUAAUUAGUUUAAAAUUCAUAGAAGAAAAUGAAAUUAUUUCCAUAGUUCUGUUAACAUCAUUUUCAGUUGCCAUUACUUGCGGUCCUAUGAUAAUGCCAACUAUUAUCUUCGGUGAACUAAUAUUUCUGAGAUAUAAAUGUUCUUCGUUGCUCAUCAUCACAUUGUUUUCUGAACUAUUAAUGGCAACCGUGCUGAAACUCUCACCUCACAUAUUCAAAGCACUUACACUACACGGAGCCUUCUUGUUCUAUGGUACAUCAGCUUCCAUUUUUGCAUUUAUUUUGUACAGAUAUUUACCAGAAACGAAAGAUAAAACUCUGCAAGAAAUUGAGAAUUAUUUCAAAGAGUCGCAUGAGACUGAAGAGGAUGAAAUGUUUAUUAAUGAAAAAACUAAUGAUCACAUUGCUCAGAAAUGUUAGAAUAUUUUUAUGCUUUUACUUGAAUGACCCAGCAGAAUGAUUGUGUGAAAGUCAAUAUAGCUAGAGAGAAUGUUAUUUUUACCUAAACUAUCGGUUUUGGUUUUUACCAAAGCGCCGAAGAAUAAGAACAUGUGGAG